Messenger RNA from Indicator indicator, 2193 nucleotides. RefSeq names its product PEST proteolytic signal containing nuclear protein (gene PCNP). The transcript is spliced from 5 exons. The record is from RefSeq and is a predicted model, not a curated record. Bases 25 to 510 code for a protein of 161 amino acids. Gene Ontology annotation, biological process: protein ubiquitination; proteasome-mediated ubiquitin-dependent protein catabolic process. Gene Ontology annotation, cellular component: nucleus. Lineage: Eukaryota; Metazoa; Chordata; Aves; Piciformes; Indicatoridae.
CUUAUCUAUUGCACCCAAAGUAUAAUGCUUUUUGAGGUUGCUGCUCCCAUCAAUCUGCUCAGUAAAAAUAGCUCAUCUUGUAAUGGAGGAGAAAGUUCGAGUCGCAGCGCAGAGAAACGGGCAGCUAAUGAAGAAGCUGAAGACUUUACCACAAAGCCUGCUCCUGCCAAAAUGUCCAAGUUUGGAUUUGCCAUAGGCAGUCAGACAGCAAAGAAGGCAUCUGCAAUAUCCAUCAAACUAGGAGCAAACAAGCCUAAAGAGCCUGUUCCAACCCUUGCUCCUAAAACCCUUUCUGUAGCAGCAGCUUUCAAUGAGGAUGAAGAUAGUGAACCAGAAGAAAUGCCUCCAGAAGCCAAGAUGCGCAUGAAGAACAUUGGAAGGGAUACACCAACCUCAGCAGGACCAAAUUCCUUCAACAAAGGAAAGCAUGGUUUUUCUGACAACCAGAAGCUAUGGGAACGUAAUAUAAAAUCUCAUCUUGGAAAUGUCCAUGACCAUGAAAAUAACUAAAUGAUGUGGAUUGAGAGAUGGGUGUUUGGGGGGAGGGGAGGGUGUAACAUUAAAGGAACAGUUUCCUUUUUUAAGAAUGGUAUGAGACUAUCUUUGGAGCCACUUUUUUAAGACUUUUUGAGUGGUACACUAAUAACUGAGUUUGAAAUUAGAGGUAAUUUAUGUUUUGUAUACAGAUUUCAAGGCAUUUGCUAAUUUUGUAGUUCCAUGUGAUUAGUUUCAAAAGGUUAAAGAUAAUAAAAGAAAUUGGAGUGGUACCUUUUUAAGAUUUUUUUUUUAAUUAUUAUUUUUUUCUUAAUUGGUCAGUGGUGAAUUAAGGUGGAUGAAAAAGGUUACUGUCUCUUUAAUCAGGACAACAUUGAAUGCUCUUGCAUUCUCGUGUCUGGCUCCCUCUUCACAAAAGGAGAAACAGCUGACUCCUAGGAAUACUGCUAAAAAGAGUGAGGAUUGUCUUGUGCUAGAAGUGUUACUGGGCUAUGAAUUUGGUUAUAAACUUAUGCAGAAAAUAAUAAGAACCUGGAAUUUAUAUUUUUUUUCUCCCUGCAAUCACUUUUUGUUAAGUCUCUGCGAACUAGGAAUGACAUUACUCUUGAGUGGCUCUGGUAACUUAGCUCUAAUUUUGUUUCAAACUUUAUGUAGGAUGUGUAACCUUCCAUGGCCUGUUCCACCCUAAGGAAACAGGCCUUGUCUGUAUAUUAGAUACAGUCUGUAAAGAAUAUUCACUGCAGAGCUAAAGCAGUAUUUUCAGUGUGCUCCUCUUAAAUCCUUAGCUUUGAGUAGUGCUUGUUAGCAAUUCUUUGUGGUACAAUAAAGGCCGCCACCAAAAAAAAGACAAGCUAAUGUACAUGAAGCUUCACAUUUGGUUGAACUAUUUUUACUUUACUAUGCUUAGAAGGAAAUAAAAGCCACACCAAAAAUUGGUAACUCACUGCUUAAGUAUGAGAAAUCUUAAGAUGCACUUUCCCACUCUUGCCAUUUAAAGCAAAAUGCCUUGAUGUCUCUGACCUCAGUGGACGCUAUCAGGUUCGAGAAGAAUACAUUCUGGACUUGCAGUCCUAAGGCUUCUAAACAAGUGUCAGCUUUAGAAAGAAAACUCAAACUUUCCUAACUGUCUGCCUUCUGCAGUCGUUUCCAACAAUGAUAUUUUCUGGUCAGUUUAAUUUCCUAGCUUUUGGACUGUAGGACAGUGAUGCAGGAUUUCAAACCUAGUCUAAAUUUCAGUCUCAUUUCAAUUGCAUUGUUUGAAAACAUAACAAGACAGAAUAUUAUCAAUAGUAACAACACCAGCCACAUGCCCCCACAAAAAGCCUUUAAGUUCUUUUUAAAGUCAAAUACCUGAUAGUGUCAACCACUAAAUUAAUUUCAGCCUGGAACUGGUCAUAGAAUUCAAUAUGUUAAUUGAUUUCAUCCUGCCUCUAAAACCUUUUCUUCAUGCUAAAGUUGAACCUCCAAGUGCAGAAAGGAAAGUGCAUCUUGAAGUGUAUUAUUGGUUUUUUUUAAUUAUUAUUAUUUUAGGAAAGCUCUGACCACUUAGAUGAUUGAGUUUGUAAGUUCUAAAAAGAAGUAUUUUUUUGUAUUUUUGUAUUGUAUGUGUAUUUUUUUUCCUUUUGAAGUCUGAUGCAGUUGAAUACCUGUAACUAUUUUCUUUAAAAGCCUUGUUAUAAACGUAACAUAAAAACCUAU